Pogoniulus pusillus (Red-fronted tinkerbird) is the source of this 2966-nucleotide messenger RNA. RefSeq names its product tribbles pseudokinase 1 (gene TRIB1). Gene Ontology annotation, cellular component: nucleus. Gene Ontology annotation, molecular function: mitogen-activated protein kinase kinase binding; ATP binding; protein kinase activity. NCBI's taxonomy places the organism in Eukaryota, Metazoa, Chordata, Aves, Piciformes, Lybiidae. Gene Ontology annotation, biological process: positive regulation of proteasomal ubiquitin-dependent protein catabolic process; regulation of MAP kinase activity; protein phosphorylation. The record is from RefSeq and is a predicted model, not a curated record. The transcript has 3 exons. Bases 185 to 1252 code for a protein of 355 amino acids.
ACUCACUCUUUUUGUGUGUGUGUGAGUUAAAUUUCUUUUUUUUUUUUUUAAAGCCUCAAACUACUUUAGCGCGGAGUCGGCAGCAGAUGGUGGACGCGACCCAAGGUUUCGACGGGGAGAGCGAAGGGAUGCGCCCAGCCCGCACCGCUCGCCUCUAGCUCGGCUUCCGCUCCCACUCCCCUCCAUGAGCCGCCCCGCGUCCCUGCUGCCGGCCGCUCGCUGCCGCAGCGCCCCGGCCAAGCGGCUGCAGCCCCUCCACGACGGCCCCGCCGAGGAAGCGCCGGCCGCCAAGUGCCCUCGACUCGUCGAUUGCGGACCCCCGGAUUGCCUGAGCGCUCCCGGGUCGCCCUGUUCCCCUGCUUCUCCCGCCGGCGGCGGGGGAGCGACGGGUCCCAGCUUGAUCGCCUCGUACCUGCUGCUGCCGCUGGCCGAGCGGGAGCAGGUGUCGAGGGCGCUGAGCGUCAGCUCCGGGCGGGAGCUGCGCUGCAAGGUGUUCCCCCUCAAACACUACCAGGACAAGAUCCGGCCUUAUAUUCAGCUGCCGUCACACAGAAACAUCACUGGGGUUGUUGAAGUCAUUCUCGGGGACACCAAAGCCUAUGUAUUCUUUGAAAAGGACUUUGGGGACAUGCAUUCCUACGUGAGGAGCUGCAAGAGGCUGAGGGAAGAGGAGGCUGCCCGGCUGUUCAAGCAGAUCGUCUCUGCCGUCGCUCACUGCCACCAAUCGGCCAUCGUACUUGGUGACCUCAAGCUCAGGAAAUUUGUCUUCUCUAAUGAAGAAAGGACUCAGCUGCGGCUGGAGAGCCUGGAAGACACACACAUCAUCAAAGGUGAAGAUGAUGCUCUCUCGGACAAGCAUGGUUGUCCAGCCUACGUCAGCCCUGAGAUCCUAAAUACGACAGGGACUUACUCUGGAAAAUCAGCCGACGUGUGGAGUUUGGGAGUGAUGCUUUAUACUCUCCUGGUGGGACGCUAUCCCUUCCAUGACUCGGACCCUAGCACCCUCUUUUCCAAAAUCCGACGAGGACAGUUCUGUAUUCCUGACCAUGUCUCCCCCAAAGCCCGAUGCCUCAUCCGCAGUCUCCUACGGCGGGAGCCCUCUGAAAGACUCACUGCUCCGGAGAUCUUGCUUCACCCAUGGUUUGAGGCAGUUUUGGAACCUGGAUAUACAGACCAGGAGACAGGAACUUCAGAUCAAAUUGUUCCAGAAUACCAUGGAGACAGUGAUGAUAUUAGUUCAUUCUUCUGCUGAUCCUGAAAUCUCAGAAAGCUCUGUGGUCCUCACCUCUGGUAUCUCCAUAAAGUUUCACCUUCUCAUGUUUGCAAAUUCAGCAGCAUCUUAAAGUGCCAGUAUGGUCAGAAAAGUGACCUUGUUUAAAAUGAACGCCAACCUGUAGAUCUCUGCUCCCUCUGUGUGCUAGAGAAGUUUCACACUCUCGCUUUGCUAGUCGUUCCAUCCCCUCGGUCCUGGAGGACUCAUGCAGCUUUGCAAGAGCUGCUUGGCUUUUCUCCUGCCUCCCAACAUCCUCCGUGGUGUAACUGGCCACAUCUUGGCUGCGGAGUCUUACGGCUGGUGAGGUGUAAGACAGAAACAAAGCUCCGUCUGCUUUCCGCUGGUGGCUGUGGGAGCGCUGAGCCCUGGCCGUGACGCACAGGGUGCGGAGGGCGCGAGGCACAACUCUGAGCAGAUCCGACAGAAACGGGUAGAAAGGGGAAUGGACUCGGCGUGCCGCUCCGGCUGGCUUGCGAAGCAGCUUUCUGACUGUAAGCGCACUUUAACGUGGGAAGGAGAUCUUUGCUCACCACAGCCAGCUGCCUGCUCACUGCUGCUCCUCUGCAGAACUGGUGGAUCUCCCAGCCGGAUCCCCUCCAAUUCCAUUUGCUGACCAGGAAAACAAUUUAAAUAGACUCAAGCCUCGUGUUACCAUGGUGUAGCCUAUAUAACUUUAUGCCCUCAGCAAGCUUGUCAAGUAGCAGGUCUCGUUAGCUCCGAGUGCCAAAACAUAUCCGUUUACCAAACCGUAACACUAUUGGCUGGGGCGCCUUCCCUUGGGAAAUGACAAGGGGUAUCUUGUACAGUCCAUGUAAACACGGUCAUGUUUCCCUACAGGCUCCUAAAAACAUCACAUCCCCUCUCUUCUUCCCCCCCGCCUCCACUCCCUAAAAAAGUUAGUCUUAAGAGUAAAAUUUCCACACACCAUUAGUUGAUUAUUCAGGUAUGUUGUUUGCCUCUGGCUACGUGGGGGGUGUCCCCUAUUUUGGUGGGUUGUUUUGGGGGUUUUUUGCAUGAUUUUUCAUAGUCUUUCCAAUGUGUGUGGAUAACGAAUAUACCUAAAUCAUUAUCUUCCUGGGCUGGGGGUAAGUAAAGCUUAGUCCUGCCUAAAAUUUCUGCUUUUUCUCACAUUUGUGUCCAGUGGCUUAUGCAAAGAAAUGUCCAUUCACCUUAGGUAAGAGUGGCUUCUGAAAUGGCCGUGAGGUGGGUAACUUACAUCCCCUAUAUGGCACAGUUCCGGUGAAGUCAUUUUAAGGGUUAACCCCCAGCAAGCUGCAGUCCCACCACAAGUUGCAAGAAUACCAUGUAUACCUCAUGGACUGUGUACUUUGUACAUACCUUACUGUUUGGGGCUUUGUUUUCUCGUUUGGUCGUACUUUGUCCUAAUAAGAGGUGUCGAAGAGCAAUUUAAUGUGAAUUACUGUCGGCAAUACUAACUUGACAGAAUCAUGAGCAUUGAGAGCAGAGCGCUACAGCUCUCCCUUGCACUAAACCUCUCAUGAUUGCUUGACAUUUGUAUCUGUGAUACAGUUUAACCCUUCUCUGAGAAACAGUACAUUUGUAUAUAUUGGUGGAAAACUUCUGCCAGAAAAGCUAAAAACACUAUGUCCAACCUGUAAAUAUGUACAUGUACGUGGAAACCUGGAUGAUAAAGUCUGACUUGUAGAAAGUUUUAAUAAACUUGGUUUCAUAA